Toxorhynchites rutilus septentrionalis is the source of this 12046-nucleotide messenger RNA. RefSeq names its product glutamate receptor-interacting protein 2 (gene Grip). The transcript is spliced from 9 exons. The record is from RefSeq and is a predicted model, not a curated record. Gene Ontology annotation, biological process: neurotransmitter receptor transport, endosome to postsynaptic membrane. Lineage: Eukaryota; Metazoa; Arthropoda; Insecta; Diptera; Culicidae. Bases 8444 to 11620 code for a protein of 1058 amino acids. Gene Ontology annotation, molecular function: protein binding.
UUUUUACAGGCCAAACUAAAACGAGAAUUUUCGUUUGGAUGCCAUACAGCAUCGAGAAAAUUCCGGAAAGAUCUAAUCGUUGCUGAAAAAUAAUCUGCCAGUUCCCUGGGAAUUGAAGAAUACAUCCAUGCGAAAGAGUAUUGUUUUCAAAUUAUAUGGCGAACACAGCGACCAAAUACAUUUGAUUUCGUAAUUUUUCAAUCAAGUGUAAUUAGCUGGAAAGCUUCUGAAGAUUAUUCUUUCCCAUCAGUAGGAUAUUUUCGUAUCCAAUAUUGGAUGCAUAACAUGAAAAACGGAAAAUGUUUCGUAUCGCGAAAAUUAUAUAAUUUUCAAUCGAUUAUUGCUCAGUCGCCGAAAUUUUCAUACUCAGAGAGUUCAUUCUCCUCUAGUUUGCCUUCCAAAUUGCCAUCGUAAACCACACCUUCUCUCGAUUCAAUCACGCACGAAAAGCAUACUGAAAUGAUAUUCAACAUCGUUACUGAACGAGCUGAACGGUGAGGGAUCGAGGGAUUCAUUACCUGGCCUGACCUGACCUGAAAUGCAAUCAGUUUGUUUUAACUGUGAGGGAGCGCAGAAAAGCCGAUGCUGAUACUCUCGUGACCAAGAGAGUAUCAGCAUCGAAAUACGGUUCCUCGGGAAGACAUAGAAGCAGCCGCCACACCCACACACAUACACGCGCGCAACUCUUUUCAUUUGCUGGUUAUCGAGAGGAAAUCUGGAAAGAAAUGAUCGUUGCUGAAAAAUAAUCUGCCAGUUCCCCUUGGAAUUGAAAAUUACAUUCAAGCGAGUUUAUUUUAAUGUUUUCUAUCCAUAUAAUACUGCGACCACAUACAUUUGGUUUUGUGAUUUGUCAAUCAAGUGCAGUUAGCAGGAAAGCUUCUGAAGAUUAUUCUUCAGAACAAGGUUUUUUGUAUCCAAUAUUGGAUGCAUAAAACCUUGAGUCUCCAACGUAACACUCUCGUUUUUUAAGUCACCCAAAUAUUUAUUUAUUCAUUCAUUCAGGAUGGAUUUAGAUUCAACUUCAAACAAAUGAUCUCUAAAUCAACGAUAGUCCUACGUCACCCUUGCGGUUAUACCAUAGAUAUAACCCACUUCCUGUUUUUUUUUAUUGUAGAAUCAGUUGAUGAUAAUUGAUUAAUGAUUCAUUCUUGCCCUUCUUGGUGGCUAAAUAAACAAAAUAAUUUCUAUCUGUUAAUCUCAAUAAUCUCGAAAAGAGUUGCAUUGCUUCAUUAUGUUCAAGCUUAGCGCAAAUGUCAUCCUUGUUGAAAGCAGUUUUGCGAUUGGCACGCGAACCUAAAUAACUCACAACUUUCCAACACGACAUUCACUAUGGUGAAUACCUCGCUAUACGGCCGCUCUUUAUACGGCAUUUCGUUGAACAACGCUGGAACCGAUCCGAUAUAAUUUGUAUGAAUUUGUAUUAGAAUAAUUGAUUCGUUAUACGGCUUUGUUUUAGCGGCCAAGGAAAGUAUCCAGGCUGUAAAGCGAGGUAUGAGUGUAUUCCUCAAAUAAUUAUGUGGCGCACAACCUUAACGCCUGCUUCGCCAUAGCGUCAGUUUGAUGGAUUGAUGCAAUGUCAAAGGCACCAACGAAGCUCUUAUAAUGACGACAAACAAGCGAUGUUAACUGGUUCGAAGAAAGAACAAGUCAGAAUAUUUUGUCUUCAUUCCUAACGCAAAUAUUCCUCUUCCUCUACCUCACUCUUUGUUUAUAUUUAUUACAAGCUGAUCCGACGAACUUCAUCCCGCCCGCAAUAGAUUUUUUGAUUUGACUAUUUUCAAACAUCCACGUUUUCCUACUAAGUGAACGUUAGUGAGUCCAAUCACUGAACUCUUCAUUUAUUACCCUUUGACCCUUUACAAUUUCCUUUUAAUAUAAAUUGCCUAGUAUUUCUACAAAAAUUCGUCCGUUAUUUUCAGACACAAUUCUCGUUCAAGAUUCUUCAAGCAUUUGGAAAUAACAUGUUUCUCCGUUGCAUGGAAUACAUGUUUGAUACAGAGAAUAUUACAAAAUAAAGACAGCUCAAAUCGGACCAUUCCUUCCUCGGGUUUAGGGCACACCAACACAUUUGGCCUUCCAUUUUUGUUUAUAUACAUAGAAGAUAUAGGAAUGCGUUAUACCGUCUGAAAAUCCUUUUCCACUUUUUUUUUUUUGGCGCUAACAAAAAUCAAUUUCGUUAGCGCCAACAUCAAAUGGACUAACAACGCUUAUUAUGAUGUAAUUUUCGAACAUGUGGGAAUUCAAUUUGCCGAAUUUUCCGACCUUCCUUCAGGAUUUUCCGAUUUCUCUCCACUAUAUUGAUCUACGGGAAGAGACGAAUACAACAAAAUACAGGAGGCUAAAAUCGGACCAUCCCUUCUUCGGGUUUUCCGCUUACCAAUAGAUUUUGCCUUACAUUUUUAUUUAUAUAGAUAGAUAGAUAUAAGAUAUGGUAAUGCGUUAUUUCGCCUGAAAAUCCAUUUCCACUUACGAACAAAGAUCAAUUUCGAUAGCGCAAACAUCGAAUGGACUAACAACGCUUAUUAUGAUGUAAUUUUCAAACAUGUGGGAAUUAAAUUUUCCGAAUUUUCCGACCUUUCUUCAGGAUUUUUCGAAAAUAUCCGGUUUUUCUCUCCACUAUAUUGAUCUACGGGAAGAGACGAAUACAACAAAAUAAAGAAGGCUAAAAUCGGACCAUCCCUUCUUCGGGGUUUCCGCUUACCAACAGAUUUUGCCUUAUAUUUUUAUUUAUAUAGAUAGCGGUGGCAUAAUUUGCACCACCAACCAAUCGUCCAUCAUAGCAGCAAAAUAUUAGGUGAUUGUUGCAUCGUGACAGGGUCAAUGCACACGGGAGCAGAUACAAAUGGGGUUUCAGCGUAGCGAAGAUGUGCUAUUUGUACAUACGCGUUAUGAAGCACGCACGUACACACACACACAAAGCCAUGUAUCGAUGGCUUAAAGCAACUAAAUAUACACACACUUAUUUCUGCUUGGCACUCUUCUCAACAGAAGUCCUUUCUAUUAAUAUUUCCGGUCUCGAUUAGCUCCGCUGUCAUCCUUGGUGGAGAUAGUUUUGAUAAUGUCAUGCGAAAUCAAAUCACACACAAAAUUCCUGAACAAUUAUUUUCUUGGUGGUCGAUGAUAGCAUAGUUUGAUGACACGUUUAGUUCAGUUUGAUGACAUGUAUAGUUCAGAACCUUACUGGAAUGGCGUCAGUUUGAUGUAAUGAUUGCAAUGCCAAGUGAUGAUGCAAAACAAGGAAGAACAAGCGAUGUUUAUUGCUUCGUAUCUAGAACGAUACUGAAUGUUUGCCUCAGCGAGAUACAAUAUUUAUACUCUAGGCAGAUAUUUCCCUUCGUUAUUCUUCUUCUUCUCUUAUUUGUUCACGGAGACUUUAAAUCAUUUCCCUUCGCUGAUCACCGAUAAGUUGCUCGCUAUUGACGGCAUGGUUAGGGAAACUCACAAAUGAGCAGAACAAAUGUAUGGAGAAAUGGAAAUGCUCCUAGUUUUCAUCACAUUAAACCUUUUACACACCAGGGUAUUGUAAUGUAUAGUAUAAAAACCAAAUCUGAGGGAAUUUUUGAUUCGUUUGGUAUGUAGAUCUUCAAAACCCAAUCGCGGCAAAAAUAGUUGUUAGCGUUAACUUUAUUUCAUAGAACGUGACCUGUUUUCUGAUUUGGCACCCUUAAUGAAAGACGUAGUUCUACGUCAAAAAGAUGGGUGGGUAAAGUCGGGGACAUAACCGGAGAAACGUAGGAGUACACCAAGAGCUUUCAACUGAAAUAAAUGAUCGAAUACGUGAGCAGUUUUUCUGUACCUAUUAGUAAAAUUACAAACUGCCAUACGUCGAAACUCUUCUAGACAAACUGAAUGCAGACACAGGCAAUUUUGCGUCAGUAACAUCUCUGUGUGCUGGAUCGAUUGCAAGAAAGCAAUGGAUGACGGUUUUCUGUUGAAUGACAACAAAAUUAAAACUCGUUGGCUUUAGGAAAGAAAAGGAUAGCAGAUAACAGAUGGCUGGCUUGUGUGUCUGUUGACUUCGUUGUCUUACUAUCCAUAUUUUCAAAUUCCCCUCGGACAGAAUUAUAUUGUACGGUGGUUAGUUGCGAUUGUUUUCGCAAUAACAGCGAUAUUAUUAAAAUGUAUUUCGCUGCUGCUCUAGUCGCUUUUUGGUUGACUCAACUGUAUCGAUCGUAGAGUCCCCAAUGACCAAUAAGCUCGAAAACACUUCUAAAUUAACAUAAGCUCUCCGCAAGCAAACAAAAAUCAGUUUACAUUUUUUUUCUAUUGUUUCGGAUAUACAGGGUCUUUCAGAUUGAACGCUCAUGCAAAAAAAUCGAAUAGCUCCUUAUAAUUUUUUUUUCGCUCGAUUUUUUUUGUAACACUGCAUUCCUAACUUCGGGACGAUAAUAUUCGGCUACCCGUUCAGUCUGAUCGGAUGGUUUUUAGUGUCAAGAUGUACAAUUUACAAGAACAUGUAUUAUUAGUGAAAUCGUAUUACUCGAGCAACCGAAGCCUUGAUGAAACUUGGUCCUCUUAUGGUAAGAAUUUCAACAUUUAUCGUCGUCGAUUACUCCCUCUGAGGGUACGUGAAGGACCGUUGCUAUGCUAAUAAGCCACAAAAUUUGGAGGAACUUAAAGAAGGAUUUUCAACAGCAUCGAAGUCGCGCUGUUAGAGUUGUGCAAGAAUUUUGUGCACCAUUCUAAAAGCGUUAUCGGGGUGGUCACAUCGAAAAUGUCGUAAAAUAAGCUUUAUUUUCGUUUCUGAAAAAUAAAAAUCGGUUCACUUUUGUAGAUGUUUUCAACAUUUGUUGCGUGAGCGUUUAAUCUGAAAGACCCUGUAACUUUAGCAUCGAACUGUUGUAUAGAAUUGUAUUGUAAUAACACUUUUGUGUAAAGUUUGGUGGUCCUGAACAAUUGAUUCGCGAGAACAAACUGCCGUAUGUCGGAAUUUGUGUCCAUAUUUUGCUAACGUACUCUCCUAGACAAACUGAAUGCAAACACAGGCAAUUCUGCAUCAGUAUCAUCACUGUGUGUGUUUUUCCACAAUUUGAUUUAUGAUGAAAUAUGUUUUUUUUCUUCAAAUUUAUGCUUAUUUUUUAUUUGAUUAGGCUUCUUUCGUUUUUUUUAUUCCCUUUAGACAUUUAUUUCAUGAUAUUUUUUUCUUCCUUUCUUUGUAUCUGAAGUUUUGCUUGUUCGAUCCUCCAUGCAUAGCUAACUACUAAUAAAAAAUGACGCGAGUAAUAACUACGUUCAGACGGCGAACCUUUCAAUUGGAACGCUAGUGACAUUCAAGAAGAAGGAUAUAUGAAGAAUCCAUUGUAUAAUUUAGGCUCCCUCUUCAGAAAGAUGCAGAGUGUUUGGCUAAGGUCUAUUACUUUUUGGUAGCUGUUGAAAGUGUUGCUGAACAGUACUAGGAUUUCCUAGUAGGAUUUCCGUUAAAAAAUCGCAAAAGAAAUAAAAGAAACGCAAAUAACCGCAGAGAAAACAGCGUAAUGUAAAAGUCACUAGAAAUAUUCAAACGCGGAAAAAACCUCAUGGACAUAAAUGCCGCAAGGAAAAAAGCGCAAUGUUUUCUUUAACCUAAUAGUAAAUGCAAGUCGAUUUUUCUUCAUGAAAAUCACAUGUAAUCAAGACGAGUUUGGGUUUGUUGAAAAGUUUUUUUUUGUUUUUUAGUGAUUUUCUUCAAAGAGAAAUAAUGAUCAUGGUUUGUCCAAGUUUAGUGUUGUUUGGAUACCAUCUAUGUAAAUAAGUUCAAACUUACGGGAUACGUCCGAACGGCAAUUCUGACAUUACGUAUUACCUUCCACUUCACUUUCCUUGGGUUUGUCUGGUUUUAGAAAUCACUAUUUUUGAGUGAAGAAAUUCGAAUGUUCAAGUAGAUGUUGCAUUUCUCAUUGCUUGAGUUUACUGUCAUCAUAUUGAUCCAUUCAUGAUCAUCAUAUUGAUGCUUUCUUCAGAAUAUUGCCUUUUCUUGGGCUUUUUAAAAGUGAACUCAGUACAAACGGCACCGCAUGUGGAAAAAGCAACAUUAGUGAAUCGGACAAACCAUGAUCAGAAUUGAGAUCAUCGAGAUGUAUUAAUUCCAAGAUUCGGAUAUAUAAAUCUGAUUCAAAUGGUGUGCAAGCAUGAUGUUCACAAUAUUUGUUAGAGUUACAAUCCAGAAAAGAUCUGAAAAGGUGCCAAGUAAUCAUCUGGUGAUUGAUUAAAAGUUAGCUCAAAUGAGAGGGCGUAUUGACACCAAUAGAUGGUGGAUUUAAUAACCCUUUAAAACAUGUGAAUCCGUAAAAAUAUUCUAAAAAACUACUGUAAAUCAUGAAAAAGACUAUUUUAUCAUUUGAUUUGAUUUGCCACAGGUGCGCUGAACUAGAGCAUUCAAAAAAGUGUACAAACCAAGAUCAUAUUUUCGACUGGGAAAACCAACAUCAUUUACCUUACUCUUUAUCUCACUUCAAUGCAGGGAAUGCAGAGUUAAAGAAGUAAAUAAUUGAAUAAUUAGGGAAUUAAAAAAUUGAAUAGGAUUAAACAAUUGAAGAAUUAAAGAUGUAAAUAAAAAUGCUAUCAAAAAUGGUGCAUAUAACAUAAUAUGUUUCCAACAUAAACCAUGGAUAAUCCUAACUUAAAACGGGAUAGUGGAAUUUUAUUUACGAUAAAACGUACCAUUAACUCAUCCGUUUUUUUGCUAUAUUGCGCAAGUAUGAAAUCUGAAUUAUUUCGAAGAAAACAUCCUACUCUUUUCAAAGUAUUUUUAAUCAAAAGCUAUACAUUUUCCCAUCCCUUUGGCAGUUUGAGGAUGCCACGCUAGCUAAAACAAUUGCUCCUUUCCAGGAACAAACUAUUUUGAUAUUGCCAUUUUUCGAUAUUUUCGUAAGAUUUGAAGUGUACAUGUACCAUCGCUACCAAUAGGUGGUAGUCAGAAGGAGUCAAUUCUGGUGAGUAAGUCGCAUGUGAAGGAACUUCUCAACCAAAUGACGCAAGCGUUUCCUUGAUCGAAGCAUUAUCAUGCAACAAAAUCACUUUGUGUUGCCUUUUUUUGGUAUUCUGGUUGUUUUUCACCCUAAGGUCGAUCAAAAUUGACCUUUUCUUGUCGGUUGCGUUCGGUAUUAACUGUUUCGCCGGGUUUGUGUAGCUCAUAGUAGAUCAAACCCUUCCGGUUCCACCAGACAACAAAGCAUGGUCUUCCGUGCAUAGCGAUUUGGUCGUGCAACUGAUAUUGCAGAUUUCCGUGAACUUUUUCAAGAUCUUCGACGCUCAGGAUUCUGACCAUGACUUCCAAACGUGUGGAGAUGGCUUUGCGAGUUACGUCCUUUACUCGAUAGCCCCUAGAGCUUAGCAACCGAAACAUAAAGUUUUGGAAAUUGAUACAAAGAUAAAAAAAAGGACUCGACGCAACACGUCGCCACGUCGCAAAUCGUGGGGAGUUAAUUACUGUCCAAAUAAAACUUCGAGUAAAAACAAAGCUAGAGACAAACCAAAAAAAAAAUAAAUCUUUAUGUAUCAAAAGUCUGUCCCCGUCUGGCGCGUUAUGAAACACAGCUACCAAAGCAGAACUCCCUGGCGGUCUCGGGAAAUCUUGGCCAAGUCGUCAAGGUGGGUUUCCGGGGGCGAACCGAGAGGACAGCAAUGAGUGUGCGUAGUGUGUGUGUGUUGUGUAGCGAUUUUUCUUCGAUAUAGAGAGGACGACCUUAAAAAUAGAUUUUCGGCGGCGCUUGGAAAUAAGUUGAGUUAUGGUAGCGGAGGGCGGCAAAAAUCGAAACAUUUCAGUUGACACUGAACGUCUCUCUUUCGGUGGGGGGGAUCAAUUUCAUUCAAAGUGGUCAAUUUGUUGGGUUUUUUUCCUGCUUACAGAACCAUUAAAAAAACGCGAGUUCGCCUGCCAUAUUCAAUGUCUGCCUCGUGGUGAAGAAUUGACGCGUGUGCUCUCGGAAAUUCAUUCAUGAAAAGUGGCUACGAUAGAUAUGGCAAAAGGUUUGAUUUAGCAAGAAAAAAAAACAAACAGACAAUUUAAAAAAGACAGUGAAGAUGGCUGCGAGCGCGUGUUUCUGUUGAGUCGAGGAUAUUAACACGUGAAACAUAGUAGGCGGAGAAAAGCAUAGCAAAAAGUGAAUUGUUGACACACGAGAUGUCAGUUGCACAACGAAAUUUUAUUGCGUUUGCGAACCAAAGUGAACAAUAAAAGUGUGCUUACUUUCCUUUCGCGAGAUCGGUGCCGAAUUGAUUUUUCAACUGGCGACGGAAUUCUGUAUGAUUACAAAAGAACGGAGAGUGGCCAAAAAAAAAAUCGCCAGUCGUAGACUGAGUGAGAUUUGCACAAAAUUCAAGCGAGAAAAACGCAAAACAACAGUGGAAAACCAUUUAUUCCCACCACGGGAAUAAAUCUUAAAGCGACUGCAAUCGAUAGAGAGAAGGAGAGAGAGAGAGAGCGAGUCCCAUAACAGGAAGAAAAACAGCGAAAGGGAAAAUCAUGAAGCUGUGGAAAUCGAAGAAAUGCUCUUCCGGCAGUGGAGGAAAUGGCACGAGCUGUGUGACGGGGGGUAGCGGUGGUGGGAAGGGCGGUACACUAUCGAAAAGCUGCAAUUUCAAUAGCCACAGCAGCAGCAACAACAGCUUCGAGGACAAUAGCGUCGAGACGUCGUUUAUCAACCCGACGGCAACUGGGAUCGCUGGUGGCGGCACCGGGACGGCUGCAGUAACGACCGCCGGAACGCCAGCGGCUGGCCUGAUGCCAUCAUCCGGGGGAACAAGUGGGAGUAUACUGUCGGCAAUCGAUCGAGCGAUGAGCCCGGCCCAGUCAGAGGAUUCGGGGCUGGCGGCGGACCGUGGAACCACUUAUGCAACCAUUACGAUCCCCCGCGAUCAGGGACAACCGUUGGGGAUAAUACUGGCAGAGCGCACCGACCUGUCGUAUCCACCGGCGGUGGAGUCUAUCAGUGGCCCGGCAGCGGACUUUCUGGCGCCGGGCGACCGAAUCCAUCAGAUCGAUGGCAUUUCCACGAUUGGCCUCACCAAUCAGCAUUUGUUCAGCAUCUUGGCCCACGGCGAUGGGUCGGCGGUUGUCGAGAUCGAGUAUUCGUAUCCGGAGUACAUCUCACAGAAUAGUUUGUGUGUGACCACAAAGCUGGCCCAGAUCACGGUGGAGCGCGAGAAUGGCUGCCUCGGGUUGACGCUGCGCGGUGGCGGCGAGUACCCACUGAUCGUUACCAAUGUGCGAAUGCAUGGACCGGUGUUCAAGACGGGACAGAUCAAACCCGGGGAUCGGGUACUGCGGGUUGAUAACAUCUCGCUGAUGAACAAAACACUGACCGAGGCGCAGCACAUCUUGAAGAAUGGGCACCUGUCCGGGUAUACGAAUCUGACAAUCGAGUAUGACGUAUCGGUGAUGCAGAGUGUGGAAUUCAGCAUGGGACCGCUGCUGUUGGAAAUCGAACGGCCGAUGAACGAGAAGCUGGGACUGAUUUUGAGCAAUUACUCGAGUGCCGUCAAUCAGAACGAUAUCUAUCAUAAACUGGACGAAGUGCAACAGGCGGGAAUUUACAUUGCCAGCAUACUGCCAGCCAGCAUUGCGGAUCGUUGUGGAGCCCUUACCGUCGGUGAUCAGAUUCUGUCGGUGGAUGAAACGAUAGUGGAGAAUAGUGCCUACUCUCCGGAGGAAGUGACAACGCUGCUGGACGCUAACUGCACCAAAGGUUACACUCAGCUACAGAUUCUGCCCGCCCAUACACUGGUUAGGAGAAGAGGCAUCACAUGUUCCAGUCCGAAGUACGGCUUCAACACUGUCGACUCGCGUAAGAACCUCGCCUCCAACAAAAGUCGUCGAUUGGUUCGCAAAAGUUCCCUCCCGCAGCCGGCGGAAAACGGCAGCGGGCCCGCCGGGACACUCCAUCCGAACAUGGGACUUUGUAAGGCGGAAACCAUUCAGCUGGUCCUGGAUUGCUCGCAGGGUUCCGGUAUCUGUUUGGGGCCGAAGACUCCGUGCGGUCGUGGUUUCAUCAUCGCCCAGGUUCUUCCCGACUCGGUGGCGGAACGGUCCGGAUGUCUGCAGAAGGGUGAUCGCAUCCUGGCGGUGAACAAAAUGUACAGUUUGGAUGCGAAUACGGUCCGGCAGCUGCUGGGAGACUUCGGACCGAAGUCGAGUGCCAAUCUGUACCACAAUCAACCCCAGAGUACGAAUUGGGUCGAGCUUGAGCUCGAGUUCGACAUGGCGGACAGUGUUAUCCCUUCGAGUGGUGUGUUCAAUAUCAAACUGAUUCGACAGAACAAAUGCGGUCUGGGGAUUACGGUCAAUGGGAAUAACCAUGGGUCGUUCGUUAUCUCGGAGGUCAAACCCGGGAGUGCGGCGCAUCGAACGGGGUCACUUAGAGCCGGCGAUGUUCUGCUAGCGGUGGAUAACCAUCCGGUACAACACUAUAACUUGGAUCUGCUGCUGAAGGAGUGCAAAAAUGAUUAUAUCACACUUACGGUGAAGAGGAACUCACUGCCGGAUUUUCUGUUUGAUGCACAACAGAAGACCAAUCUGAUCUACGGCAGCACGGAGGAUAAUGCUUACAUUUAUGGAACCAGAUACAACGAAUCGCCUUCCCUGAAAUCCAACAAUAACGUGGACUACUUCCAAAUCGAGGAUCACAUCCAGCAGCAACAACAUCAGCAGCAGCAGCUGCUGCGACGACCAAUGUGGAACCGACCGACGACGUACGACAUUCUGCCAAGCGGAGCGAAUGUAAUGACCCAAAGUACGGGGACUCUUAAGGCGAUCCUCCACCAGCAGCCCCAGCAGCAGCCACCGGUCCACGUGUCCUCCAGUGCCGAGAAUCUGCCGCACUGCCAGAAUCAGCUCCUCGGCGAUGGGGACGAGGAUCGCUUCGAUGAUAUCGUGCACUACAAGAUGGCUUCGAUGAAUAUCAACAGUACCAAUUAUGUCGGGUUGGGGAAUGCAGCGGUCGCCAAUCGAGAGCUGGACGAUCAGAUACAGCAGAUUAUUUUCAGUGUGCGAUUGGAACCAAAUGGUGGACCGCUAGGGAUCACUCUUGCUGGUAGCGAUGAUCUCCAGAAACCGAUCAAAAUUAGUGGCCUAACGGAGGGUGGCGUUGCUCACACCAACGGACAGCUGCAGGUCGGCGAUUGCUUGCUGGCGAUCAACGGGGAGAGUGUCCGUGGGGUUCCACUAACAACAGCUACCAAGCUACUGCACAAGUUCGAGAACGUGGUAGAGCUACAGAUAUCUCGAACGGAAUGCGUUGGAGCCAGGAGUCAAGGGGCGAUCGGCAAUGAACCCCAGCCGCAGGUAGUUUACGCAAAAGUUCAACGGAGGCCCCGGAGUCCCUCGAUCACGGAUGCACUGUCAACCAACUCGAACGCCAGCUCAACGAACUGCCGAACGUUGCAUGUGACUCUGUUCAAGGAUCGUGUUUACGAUGACUAUGGGUUUUCCGUGUCGGACGGGCUGUACGAGCGGGGAGUUUAUAUCAACAGGAUUCGGAGCGGGGGACCGGCCGAUCUUGUCGGUAUGCUCCGACCGUUCGAUAGGAUUGUGCAGGUCAACGGAACGAAAACACAGGACUUCGAUUGUUGCCUGACGGUACCUCUGAUCGCGGCCGCUGGGGACAAGAUAGACCUGGUCCUACAACGACCCCAACCGGAGUGAUCGUAACCAGCGCUGCUCACUCACAUCGCAAAGUGCCAUUUCCAGAAAUAGAAACGAAGUCGGACGUCGUUUUUGCCUUUAUGCCAAAUUGUAACUUCACCAAAAAAAAAAAAAUGAAAACAGACCUUUACACGUAUUGAUAUUAAUACUUUACAAUAUACGACUAGAAGUUUUUCCCCCUGUUCUCCAGUAGGUUUACAACAAUUUCACACAUCAUCUACGAUUAAAUGUAUUUAUUAUCGCUAAAAAGGGUGCUGAAGGGCCCCCACAUCUACUCAUACCAAGCCUACCCAAAUCUUACGGAACCUGAUCGAUAGGACAAUAAGCGUUAGCCAAGGUUUCCUUCCUCCAAUUUCGCGUUCAGCCGCUGGGCAACUAGUGUAACUAUGAAGCGCCAAAUACAAAAUCAUUUUUACAACAGAAAUA